Messenger RNA from Zerene cesonia (dogface butterfly), 1913 nucleotides. It is a transcript of the gene Fmr1, whose product is annotated as fragile X mental retardation syndrome-related protein 1. The transcript has 16 exons. Gene Ontology annotation, cellular component: membrane; axon; neuronal ribonucleoprotein granule. Lineage: Eukaryota; Metazoa; Arthropoda; Insecta; Lepidoptera; Pieridae. Gene Ontology annotation, biological process: regulation of dendritic spine development; regulation of dendrite morphogenesis; regulation of modification of synaptic structure. Gene Ontology annotation, molecular function: mRNA 3'-UTR binding; protein homodimerization activity; translation regulator activity. The record is from RefSeq and is a predicted model, not a curated record. The coding region runs from base 72 to 1913 and encodes 613 amino acids.
GUCGGUAGAUUCUUUUCGAGCUUCAUUCUCGGUCUGAAAACGCCAAAUACGCUUUCAAGUUUCAAACCAAAAUGGAGGAUUUGUCGGUCGAGGUGUACGGUGAAAAUGGUGCUUAUUAUAAGGCCAUUGUCACCGACGUGCUCGACAACGAGGUUCUCGUAGCCUUUGAAAAUGACUGGCAGCCGGAAUCAAAGUUUCCAUUUUCGCAAGUGUUCUUACCACCAAAAGACACCAGCAAACACACAGACUUUGUCGAAAACCAAGAAGUUGAGGUUUUUGCGAGAUCAAAUGAGAAAGAAGCAUGUGGGUGGUGGACUGCAAAUAUCAAGUUGAUCAGGGGGGACUUCCUAGUAAUAGAAUACCUGGAGUGGGACAACUGCUACUCGGAGAUCGUGCCAAAUGACCGCCUUCGGGUCAAACAGACAAAGACGCCGAUCGACAAGAACACGUUCCACAAAUUCGAGAUUGCAGUGCCUGAGGAUCUCAAGGACUACCUACACGACAUGCACAGCGCGAAGGUGGAGAACGCGCACAAGGAGUUCCAGAAGGCGAUCGGCGCCGCGCUCGUGUGGUACGUGCCCGAGCGCGCCGUGCUCGCCGUCAUCUCGCGCUGCGAGACGUCGCAGAAGCGCGCCCAGAUGCUGCGCGAGAUGCACUUCAGAAACCUAACACAAAAGUUGUUAUUAUUGAAAAAGACUGAAGAAGCCGCAAGGCAGCUAGAAUCCACGAAAAUUCACAAUCAAGGAGGGUACACGGACGAGUUCAGCGUGCGCGAGGACCUGAUGGGGCUGGCCAUCGGCACGCACGGCGCCAACAUCCAGCAGGCGCGCAAGGUGCCCGGCAUCACCAACAUCGAGCUCGAGGAGCUCUCCUGCACCUUCAAGAUCUGCGGCGAGUCGGCGGAGGCGGUGCGGGCGGCGCGCGCGCUGCUGGAGUACGCGGAGCAGUCGGUGAAGGUGCCGCGCGAGCUCGUCGGCAAGGUCAUCGGCAAGAGCGGCAAGGUCAUCCAGGAGAUCGUCGACAAGAGCGGCGUCGUCAGAGUGAAGGUGGAGGGCGACAACGAGCCGCAACCGGUGGGCCCGCGCGAGGAGGGCAUGGUGGCCUUCGUGUUUGUGGGCACGCGCGAGAACAUCGCCAACGCGAAGGUGCUCGUCGAGUACCACGUGGCGCACCUCAAGGAAGUGGAGCAGCUGCGCGCAGAGAAGCUGGAGAUCGACCAGCAGCUGCGCGUGGUGAUGGGCGGCGGCUCGGCCUCGUACCCGCCGCCGCGCGGGCCGCCCGCGCCGCGCGCGCGCCGCCCGCGCCCGCCCGCCACGCGCUACCCGCCCGGCGGGCGGCGCACGACGCCCGAGCUGGGCGAGGAGCGCGGCGAGCGCGGCGAGGGCUCCUACCGCGGCCGCCCCAGGCCGCCGCGACCCAACAGGUCGAGCGAGCGGCGCGGCGAGGAGCGGCGCGUGCCGCUGGAGAACGGGCGCGCGCACCCGCGGCCCCCGCGGGACGCGCGCGACGCCCGCGACACCCGCGACACCCGGGAGCCCAGCGGCAGGAGGCGAGACACGCGCGAACCGCGUGACACCGGGCCGCGCGAGCCCCGCGAGCCUCGUGAGCCCCGCGAGCCCCGUGAGCCCCGCGAGCCCAAGCGACACACGGAUGACGACAGCUCGCUCGUCGACAGCCAGGACGUGUCUAGCGCGGACAGGGAGUCCGCGUCCGCGUCGUCGGAGGAGGCCGGCGCCGAGCGGCCGCAGGCCAGGCGCCGCAGGCGGCGACGGCAAGGCGGCGGGUGGAAGAACGGCGUGAGCGGCGGCGGCGGGGGCGGCGGCGGCGGCGGCGAGGGCGCGCGGGCGGAGGGUAGCAAAGAUUUGAGUUCCUUGUGUCCACCCAAUUAUCCACCCAAUUCGAUCGUCAAAUAA